AUAAUUUUUUUAUAUUAAUGAUACCGAUACCGGUAUCACCACUGGAAACAAAUUUAUUAUCAGUAUCAUAAAAAAUCUCAAACAAUAAACAAACAUUAAAAUUAAUAAUAAAAAAAUGUUAAUGAUACUCAUAGAGUAUCAACUAUGUGCAUGCUCUAAAGAGAGUAAUGAAAAGCUCAAAAGCCUUGCCACAUCAGUCGCAAUUUGCCACGUCGAACCUUCUAACUGAAACAAAAGUUCUCGUUCACUCUUAAAAUCAAUCGCAAAGCAAUUUACUAAAGUGCCCCUUUCUCCUUCACUUCUCAGUGCUUAUUGAUCUGACUCUCUGUUUCCACAUCCUCUCUUGCUCGCUCUCACUCUCUCCCUCUCUUCUCAUUUUCCCAGAGAACGACGGAAAACCCAAAUUUUCCUUUGCUUUCUUCACCCGAUUGAUUCAGAGCAUUACGUAUCAUUCUUGCCCAACAGUUACUGCUCUGUCUCCGGCGAUUUCUCGGAAAAAGUGACUAAAGAUCGAUUUUUUCAGCUGUUUCUACGCUCAUCGUUCUUGGGUAAUGAGCGUAAUCCUCUUCUACAAUCAUCUCUGCUUCCAAAAAGCUUCGUUCUAAUGGAAGAACAUCAAGAAUUUGAGAAACCCAUCUUCGAAUUCCACCCUAAGAAGCUCAGAAACUCUCGAGUUUCGAGAAAUCUCACGAAGAAGACUGGUUUCAGAGAAUCUAUGAAUCAUUACAAAGAGCUCUCUUGCAACUACGGAUUGAGGGAAAACCCGAAGAAAACCCAGAAAUCUUUACUCGAUCAUCGAUUGUGUACGAGGAGGAGGAAUAAGAAGAGCUUGAUUCGAUGCAAAGAAUGCGGGAAAGGGUUUCUUUACGAGAAAUGUCUGUUGAAUCAUCGCCAAGUGACGCAUUCUGAAGAAUCUAUGAGAAAGAGUCUAUUUUGUAGCUUCAGUGUUGUGCAGAGGAGAAAGAGAUCGAAGAGAGUUUCCAGGUACAAGAAGAUUCUUUCUCGAUUCUCUGUUUCUUCUUCUUCGUGUACAAUGUUUCCUGUUUCUGUUGAUGAUGGAGGAUUAUUAGAAGUCGCUGAGUCUCUGAUUCUGUUGUCUAUGAGUGGUGGAAAGUUCUUGAAUGCUUUGGAACUUAGUGGUAGAGCUCUGGAUUCGAAUCCGAGAGAAUUUGAACAUGUGCUAUUGAGAAAUGAGCUGAAACAUUUUGGUGAAGCUCUGGAUUCGAAUUCAGUGGUGAAUUUGAGAAAAGAUGGAGACUUUGAAGAUGGGUUUUUGAGUAAUGAGCAGAAGAAACCUGUGGGGAUUAGUAGAGCAUCUGUUGGAACGUCGAAAGAGCUUUCGGGUUACUUGGCAGACAAGAAGGCCAGAGAAGAAGACGAAUCUGGUCAGCAGAAACUGGUAGAAGCAGGAAUUCUUAGAGAAGAAACCGAUAACGAACACAAACUUGUUUGUCAAGAAACUGCAUUUGAAGAUUCAAUAUCAGGAUUUGAGAUGAAUAUUGAGCAUCGGUGUGGGCUCUGUGACAAGGUUUUCUCGACUUAUCAAGCUCUUGGUGGUCAUCAGACGUUCCAUAGAAUGAGAAACAAGUCCAAAAGUCAACCAAGAGAUGCAGAGAAGAAUCAGUAGAAGCUGGAGCUGGGAUUAAUAAUGGGUCAGUGACGCUGACGCAUAAGUGCAGAGUUUGCUCAAGGCUGUUUAGGUCAGUACGGGCUUUGACGAAAUUUUGUGUUGAAAAUCGUUGUUGUCUUGUUACCCGUCAUGUUUGUAUUUCGUACGUAGAGAAUUUGAAGAUGUGUUUUACUCUUUAUCUCAAAAAACCAUCUUCAAAAACAGGUCCAUUGCUUGU
Molecule: messenger RNA, 1847 nt
Organism: Arabidopsis lyrata subsp. lyrata
Lineage: Eukaryota; Viridiplantae; Streptophyta; Magnoliopsida; Brassicales; Brassicaceae
Exons: 1
Coding region: 605-1627 (340 amino acids)
Source: RefSeq, a predicted model, not a curated record